UCCUUCUAGAACUUAACACCCCUUUCAUUUCAUCUAAAAUAUACUUGUAGCAUCAAUAGACACUAACUAGUCCAAUAAUUGAACUCUUUGCUCUAUUCAUCAAACCAAGAACUUUCCAAGAUGCAACUCAAAUUUCCUCAUUGGAUUUUAUCUCUCUAUUUACUAAUAUUAAUGAUUUGUUAUGCAAUUGGAGAAAAAACAGAAUUCAAGCAAACCAAUGAAAAUAUUGUUCAUCAUCAUGAUUCAACAACACCCCACAUGGAUCAUUCGGUUCUUGUAUUCUUCACACCUAACGAACUUAAAAUCGGAAACAAAAUUCAAGUCUAUUUCAAAAAAAUCACCCCUUCUUCAAAUACCCCUCAUUUUCUUCCUAAAGAAGAAGCUAAUUUAAUACCCUUUUCACAUUCAAAUCUUAGUUUUUUGAUUCAACUUUUUGGGUUUCCCAAAUCUUCUUCACAAGCUCAAGCCAUGGAAGAUACCCUUAAACAAUGUGAAAUGAGUCCAAUCAAAGGAGAAACUAAGUUUUGUGCUGCAUCUUUAGAAUCUAUGCUUGAUUUUGUGCACCAAAUCUUUGGAUUAAACACCCAAUUUAAAGCUUUAAGCACAAAAAAUAGUGGAUUAUUGGAUAAUAUCUUGCAAAAUUAUACAAUAAUGAAUGAACCAAAGGAAGUUUUGGCACCAAAAAUGGUUGCUUGUCAUACCAUGCCAUACCCAUAUGUUGUGUAUUAUUGUCAUUACCAAGUAAGUGAAAGUAAGGUUUUUAAAGUAACAUUAAUGGGUGAAAAUGGUGAUGGGGUUGAAGCUGUUGCAGUUUGUCAUAUGGAUACUUCUCAAUGGAGUUCUAAUCAUGUUUCGUUUCGGGUUUUGGGGAUAAUGCCCGGUUCAUCUCCGGUUUGCCAUUUCUUUCCUGCUGAUAAUCUUGUUUGGGUUCCAUUGAAUGAUGGUGAUGAGGGUUUUGGAGAUGAUGGUUUGAGUAGUGUUGUGUGAUGGGUUGGUUUGUUGGUAAUUGUAGUUGGUGAAUAAGCGAUCUUUCUGUAAUGUUUGUGUUGUUGUAUUAGUGUAUCAAUGAAAUAUGAAAUGAUCCAAUUUGUGUAUGAAAUGGGGAUUUUGUUUCAUUAAUGGUUGAUCAAAAAAAAAAUUUGAUGCAUGCCCCUUGUUUAUGUAGGAUUUUUUUGCGAAUAAUAGUUUUAAUGUUUUUGCGAAUUACAACUAUUUAUUGACCAUUAAAGUCUCUCUUGAUGGAAACCCCCUCCUCGGCGACCCUCCUCCUCGGCAACAGAGCGUUCCUGACCAUAGACAAGGUAGGUAGGGAUGUAACUAAUUUGGUGAAAAAUCGAACACCAAACUAAACCAAACCGAAUAAACAAUUUAGUUUGGAGAUAUUUUAAAUAUGUGAAAAUACAUAAGAAAGACUAAAAAAAAGAGCUAUACAAUGAAACAGUAGCAAAGACUUCACCAUUACUGCUUCCAAGAAGUUUUUAUGCUCCUCAUCUUUUAGUACUUUAUUACAGAAGAGAAAGAUUUUACAAUCUAUUUUAGAAAAGAGGUAAAACUAGAUACAAUUAUUCAUCCAAAUGAGAAGCAUACAU
Molecule: messenger RNA, 1589 nt
Organism: Amaranthus tricolor (Joseph's coat)
Lineage: Eukaryota; Viridiplantae; Streptophyta; Magnoliopsida; Caryophyllales; Amaranthaceae
Product: BURP domain-containing protein BNM2A-like
Exons: 2
Coding region: 121-987 (288 amino acids)
Source: RefSeq, a predicted model, not a curated record